GGUGCGCCGCCGGGAGCUGCCAUCGCUCGCCGCGUCCCGUCCCGUCCCGUCCCGUCCCGGGUCCCGCCCGGUGCCGCCGCCGCCGCCAUGUCGGUGCCCAGCGCCCUGAUGAAGCAGCCGCCCAUCCAGUCCACGGCGGGCGCCGUGCCCGUCCGCAACGAGAAGGGGGAGCUGUCCAUGGAGAAGGUGAAGGUGAAGCGGUACGUGUCCGGGAAGCGACCUGACUACGCGCCCAUGGAGUCCUCGGAGGAGGAGGACGAGGAGUUCCAGUUCAUCAAGAAGGCAAAGGAGCAGGAGGCCGAGCCCGAGGAGCAGGAGGAGGAGGUCGCCAACGACCCCCGGCUGCGGCGGCUGCAGAACCGCGUCACGGAGGACGUGGAGGAGCGGUGAGCUGUGCGGGGAGUGGAGCUGGGGGCCGGGCACA
This is a messenger RNA of Oxyura jamaicensis (ruddy duck), 424 nucleotides long. RefSeq names its product microfibrillar-associated protein 1A-like. Bases 88 to 390 code for a protein of 100 amino acids. Gene Ontology annotation, cellular component: U2-type spliceosomal complex. Lineage: Eukaryota; Metazoa; Chordata; Aves; Anseriformes; Anatidae. The record is from RefSeq and is a predicted model, not a curated record. Gene Ontology annotation, biological process: mRNA splicing, via spliceosome. Gene Ontology annotation, molecular function: RNA binding. The transcript has 2 exons.